AUGUACACAGCAAGCUCUAAAACUCCAAAGCCUCUCCCUCCACAGUUCAAUUUUAUACAACACAGAAAAUCAUCCAGUGUUGAAAGUAACACAGAUGAAGAAAGCCUAUCUGAUGAGCCUCCAUUGCUUAAAACCAAGUCAGAAGCUAACAAAUACGCCCAUUCAUUUUUACCUCCAAUAAGCACAGGAGAGCUCAGAAAAAGCCCAACUUUGCAAAUCGAGAUCCCUCCUCAUUCAGCUAAAGUUCGCAUAAAGCCUUUAUUUGGCUCUCCUGCAAAUGAAAAUGAAAAGGUCACAAAAAGUAAAAUCACGUUAAUUGACGAUUUUGGGCUACUGAAUCAAGAAGAAUUGGACUCUGACUCACAAACAAGUCUUCUUUACAGAAAUAAAGCAGCACAUGUAACUAUUUCUGAUUUUUGGGGCAAAAAAACGACACAAACUGUGCUGCACUCCCCUAAUCUAAAAGAUGCGGUUAGAUAUAUGAAACACAAAAGAUUUGUGGAUGAUAUAACAAUAAAAUCAUCUAUAGCUGCGUCAGCCACUCCCAGACAGAUGGAUGAGCAUGUAACUUUGAGACUUAUGUCAAGCACAUCGAAAGGGAUACUCACACCAACUCUUACCCCUUUUUCUGCAAAAACACCAUCGUUCGUAAUUAAAAGUAAUCAUGAUCUUACUUCUCCUUCUAUUGCAACAAAAUUUCGAUAAAUUUCUGUAUUUUGAAGUAAAUUAAAUCCCGUUUAAAUUGGAACAAAAUUUAAUUUUUAUGUUUAAAUCUAUUUAAAUAGCUUAUCACCCAAUAUAAUGUCUUUUUAUCUAAAAUUUACCUAUAAACUGCCUAUUAUAUUUGGAAGAGCAAUUAGCAUACCAUUUAAACAAGUUAGCACUUUGAAUCGAUAAAUUUUAAAAUUCACAUUUAAUAUUAGAGAAUUUUUUGCCUCAAUUUAAAGGGGGAGUUAAAAGGUCAAAGGAAUUAAGGACUUUAAACAAAAUUAUGAAAGGCUGUGAUGAAUUGCACAUGGAUAACAUGAAAGCUAUCCAAAGUCUUUCAAUUGAUCGAAGAAAAAGUUAUCCUACACAUCGUAAGCUUACUGCUGAAGAUAAAAAGCGGAUCAAGUAUAAUAUAUUUAAUAAGUUUAAUUCAGACGUCAGAAUUCUUCUAAUACCUCGGAAUUUUUUUAAUACCAUUUAGAAUUAGGAAUAUUGUUUCUCACUAAAUUCGGCAAAUAUAUACUCAAAAACAGUAUAAAAAACUAUUAUCAUAG
Molecule: messenger RNA, 1262 nt
Organism: Blepharisma stoltei
Lineage: Eukaryota; Ciliophora; Heterotrichea; Heterotrichida; Blepharismidae
Source: the annotation of a GenBank genome assembly